This is a messenger RNA of Cuculus canorus (common cuckoo), 7073 nucleotides long. RefSeq names its product glutamate ionotropic receptor kainate type subunit 1 (gene GRIK1). Gene Ontology annotation, molecular function: transmitter-gated monoatomic ion channel activity involved in regulation of postsynaptic membrane potential; kainate selective glutamate receptor activity. Gene Ontology annotation, cellular component: postsynaptic membrane; kainate selective glutamate receptor complex; plasma membrane. NCBI's taxonomy places the organism in Eukaryota, Metazoa, Chordata, Aves, Cuculiformes, Cuculidae. Gene Ontology annotation, biological process: modulation of chemical synaptic transmission; monoatomic ion transport; synaptic transmission, glutamatergic. The record is from RefSeq and is a predicted model, not a curated record. The transcript is spliced from 17 exons. Bases 166 to 2904 code for a protein of 912 amino acids.
GGAGGAGCCGCCCGGUCCCCCCGUCCCCUGCCGGGGCGCCGGGAGCCGCGCGGCAGCGGGAGCGCGGGGCCCCGCGCCAUGGGCGGGCGGCGCGGAGCGCGCAGCCGGCCCCGCCGCAGGUAGCCGCCCGCGGAGCCCGGCAUGAGCUGAGAGCGGGCGCCGAGCAUGGCGAGCGCCCUCGGCCCGCGGCGGCUCCUCUUCGCGCUGCUCUGCGCCUGGGCCGGCGUGCCCCGCAGCGGACAGCAAGUGCUGCGCAUCGGAGGGAUAUUUGAAACUGUGGAAAAUGAACCUGUUAAUAUUGAAGAAUUGGCUUUCAAGUUUGCAGUCACCAACAUUAAUAGAAACAGAACACUGAUGCCUAAUACCACAUUAACCUAUGACAUCCAGAGAAUUAACCUUUUUGAUAGUUUUGAAGCCUCAAGGAGAGCAUGCGACCAGCUUGCUCUUGGUGUAGCUGCUCUGUUUGGACCUUCCCACAGCUCCUCUGUCAGUGCAGUGCAAUCCAUUUGCAAUGCACUUGAAGUCCCACAUAUUCAGACCCGAUGGAAGCACCCAACAGUGGAUAUCAAAGAUGCAUUUUAUAUCAACCUCUAUCCAGACUAUGCAGCCAUCAGCAGAGCAGUUUUGGAUCUUGUACUAUACUACAACUGGAAAAUAGUAACAGUAGUAUAUGAAGACAGCACAGGUCUAAUUCGCCUGCAAGAGCUCAUCAAAGCCCCUUCUAGAUACAACAUUAAAAUCAAAAUCCGCCAGCUGCCCUCUGGGAACAAAGACGCCAGGCCUUUACUCAAGGAGAUGAAGAAGGGCAAGGAGUUCUAUGUGAUAUUUGAUUGCUCACAUGAAACGGCAGCAGAAAUCCUUAAGCAGAUUCUGUCCAUGGGAAUGAUGACUGAAUACUACCACUACUUUUUUACAACACUGGAUCUGUUUGCAUUAGACCUGGAACCCUACAGAUACAGUGGAGUAAAUAUGACAGGAUUUCGCCUGCUCAACAUCGAGAACCCUCAUGUUUCAUCAGUCGUUGAGAAAUGGUCAAUGGAACGUCUGCAGGCGCCACCGAAACCAGAGACUGGCCUCCUGGAUGGCAUGAUGACAACUGAAGCAGCUCUGAUGUACGAUGCUGUUUACAUGGUAGCAGUGGCCUCCCAGCGUGCCUCCCAAAUGACUGUCAGCUCCCUGCAGUGCCACAGACAUAAGCCAUGGCGUUUUGGACCCAGAUUUAUGAAUCUGAUAAAAGAGGCACGGUGGGAUGGCCUGACAGGGCGCAUAACCUUCAACAAAACGGAUGGCUUACGGAAGGAUUUUGAUUUGGACAUUAUUAGCCUCAAGGAGGAAGGAACAGAAAAGGCUGCUGGCGAGGUUUCUAAUCAUUUAUAUAAAGUGUGGAAGAAGAUUGGGGUUUGGAACUCAUACAGUGGCCUUAACAUGACAGACAGCAAUAAGGACCGAUCGACCAACAUUACAGAUUCCUUGGCUAACCGGACACUCAUUGUCACCACCAUUUUGGAAGAUCCCUAUGUUAUGUACAAGAAGUCUGACAAGCCCUUGUAUGGAAAUGACAGAUUCGAGGGUUAUUGCCUGGACUUACUGAAGGAGCUGUCAAAUAUUUUAGGCUUCAUCUAUGAGGUCAAACUAGUUUCUGAUGGUAAAUAUGGAGCCCAGAAUGACAAAGGAGAGUGGAAUGGGAUGGUCAAAGAGCUCAUAGAUCACAAAGCUGAUCUGGCCGUUGCUCCUCUCACAAUUACCUACGUAAGAGAGAAAGUAAUUGAUUUUUCAAAGCCCUUCAUGACGCUGGGAAUCAGCAUCUUAUAUAGGAAGCCAAAUGGAACAAACCCUGGUGUUUUCUCCUUUUUAAACCCUCUUUCUCCUGAUAUUUGGAUGUAUGUUCUCCUAGCCUGCCUUGGGGUCAGUUGUGUCCUCUUUGUCAUUGCAAGGUUUACACCAUAUGAAUGGUAUAACCCCCACCCGUGCAACCCAGACUCAGAUGUGGUGGAAAACAAUUUUACUUUACUAAAUAGUUUCUGGUUUGGAGUUGGAGCUCUCAUGCAGCAAGGAUCAGAGUUGAUGCCCAAAGCUCUUUCUACCAGAAUAGUUGGAGGAAUAUGGUGGUUUUUCACCUUAAUCAUAAUCUCAUCCUAUACUGCCAACCUGGCUGCCUUCCUAACCGUGGAAAGGAUGGAAUCCCCCAUUGAUUCAGCAGAUGAUUUGGCAAAGCAAACCAAGAUAGAGUAUGGGGCUGUUAGAGAUGGAUCCACAAUGACCUUCUUCAAGAAAUCCAAAAUAUCAACAUAUGAGAAGAUGUGGGCGUUCAUGAGCAGCAGGCAGCAGACAGCGCUGGUGAAGAACAACGAUGAAGGAAUCCAGCGCGUGCUCACAACAGAUUAUGCACUGCUGAUGGAGUCGACCAGCAUAGAGUAUGUGACUCAGAGAAACUGCAAUCUCACCCAGAUUGGGGGGCUCAUUGAUUCAAAAGGCUACGGCGUGGGAACUCCUAUUGGGUCUCCUUACAGGGACAAGAUCACCAUCGCCAUCCUCCAGCUCCAAGAGGAGGGAAAGCUCCACAUGAUGAAGGAAAAGUGGUGGCGAGGCAAUGGCUGCCCUGAGGAGGACAGCAAAGAAGCCAGUGCUCUCGGGGUGGAGAAUAUUGGGGGUAUCUUCAUAGUGCUCGCUGCAGGGCUUGUUCUUUCAGUGUUUGUAGCCAUUGGUGAAUUUAUAUAUAAAUCAAGGAAAAACAGUGAUAUUGAGCAGUGUCUUUCUUUCAAUGCGAUAAUGGAGGAGCUUGGAAUUUCACUCAAGCACCAGAAGAAGUUAAAGAAAAGGUCAAGAACGAAGGGGAAGUCUUCAUUCACAAGUAUCCUUACUUGUCACCAGAGGCGGACACUGAGGAAAGAAACCAUAGCGUGAGCAAGAGAGACCCCUUUGAGGAAAUAUCAGGAACAAAAAACAAAAACAUUGCUGCCUACAAGUUGAUUGUGGUGGGGUUUCUGAAAUGCCGACAUUUACCUUGUUCUUCAGAAAUUCUCUGUGGUUUCUUUUUUUUAAUCUAGAGGUACAACAGUUUAAAUGUUCACAUAGACUGAUGUACUACUAAUCAUCUGGGAAGUGUCUCACUAUUUCUUUUGAGAUGGAUUUGUAUGCUCGCCUGUCUUGCAUCUCUCUUCCCCUCCCCAUGCAUCGCUGUAUGUGCUUUCUAAAUAAAUAAAUAAACAAGAGACAGGGUUCUUUUUUUCCAAUAAUCUGGGAGUGGAACUUUUUUUUUCCCUUUUGAAGAGAAGAUUGCGAUUCUACUGAGCACAGUUGUUUAGAAACCAAGACAUGGACAACCAAAGUAAAAAUUCAUGUAAUUAGCUCAUAAGCAAUGACUAACAAAUGUAUUAAAUACUGAGGUACCCAGCAUUAAGUUAUUUGUAUUUUCUCUGAUAUUUUAAGGAACACUCUUUGGGUUCUUUUCUGUGAUAAAAAUUGUUUUUCCUUAUCUUUUCUCUUUCUAAUUUCUUUUAAAAUACAAUUAUUAGGUAAUACCAUGGCUCCAGGUUCUAGAUGUUCAAAAAGAAAAACCAAAAUCACAGAAGUAUUGAUCAGUGAACAGGGGAAGACAACAUGGACAUCAUCACACUGCCGUAUCCUCCAGCUCCUGAUACCAAUAAAACAAUUCUUGACUUCAAAAUUAAAAUCCCUUAGAAGUAAGAGCCAAGAAAAUUCAAUUUAUACUGAAUCUUGACCACAAAGAUAAUAACAUCUCAUAGGAAUGCAGCCAGCAUUCUGAAAUUGAAACCUUUUCUUGUAACGGCUGGGGACAUCGGCAAAAUGUUUUAACAGUGAAGGAGAAAUUAAGUCUUUUUUGUAAAGAAACUUCUGUCUGAAGAAUAGUGAUGCAUUACAGCAGCAAAUCCCUCCAUCCAGCCCCUCAGAAACUGUUCCCUCAGAAUCUGUUGCUUUAUAUUGCAGUGAGGUGAAGCAUGUUUAUAUUAUUGCUGUGAUGUCUCUAUGAUUAAUUCUGUUGUUCCUAAAGAUUUUAUUGGUGCCAGCUUAGGCAGUUAGGUCUGAGGAUGCCUGCAAAACGGAAUGGGUGAAAUGCAGGCACACACACACUUCAAGGGAUGAAGGUGGGUGUAGGAGAUGGAUGUUCCUCGUGCCCAGCAGCUGGGAGCUGUACCCCUGCCUUCCUACAUGCCAGAUUAUAUAAGAAGACCUAGUCUGUCCGGAGCAAUCUCACCACAAUGACCACAUAGAAUCACUAGGUUGGAAAAGACCUCCAGGAUCAUCAAGUCCAACUUUUCCUAUCUGCCACUAAACCAUGCCCCUGAGCACCUUGUCUCCCCAUCUUUUAAAUACCUCCAGGGAUGGUGACACAACCCCCUCCCUGGGCAGCCUCCGCCAGUGCCAGAUGACCCUUUCUGUGAAAAUUUUUUUCCUGAUCUCCAGUCUGAACCUCCCCUGGCACAGCUUGAGGCCAUUCCCCCUUGUCCUGUCCCCUGUCACUUGGGAGAAGAGGCCAGCUCCCUCCUCUCUACAACCUCCUUUCAGGUAGUUGUAGAGAGCAAUAAGGUCUGCCCUCAGCCUCCUCUUCUCAAGGCUAAACAACCACAGUUCCCUCAGCUGCUCCUUGUAAGUCUUGUUCUCCAGCGCCUUCACCAGCUCUAAUCCUAAGGCAAGGCUGAAAAAGGGAACCAGAGGACUGAAGCCACUGAUUGCUUUUUUGCGCAGCACAUGGAGCCAGGUGAGCCCGAGUUGUAUCAACAAUAUUUGCUUCAACUUGUGGCAAUGUUCAUUACCCAAGUACUUCAACAAAGUGUUUUUAUUGUUCUUCUUACAUUCCUCCUGGGAGCUUAGUGCUUGCUAUUGAUUGCCUUUCCCGUGUACCGAUGGCCAUUUCCUCUGCAAAAGAAGAAUGUAAUGUGAAAGCCUUUGAGUGGAGAAAUGUCUCCUCCAACUUCGCCUCACACCACUGCUCUCUGUGAGCUUUUACGCUGUGCUAAAUGGCAAGGCAAAUCUGCAACAAACUGUAUUGCUUCUAAAAGCCCUGCCUCAUACAUUUUGAUAUUAUAGACUGUAAGACACUUCUAUUCAUUUAGCUGUUUCACAGGAGUUAAGUUUUCUAAACCUUUCAUCACUACCACUGCUUUCCCCAAGGGUCUCUGUAAUUAUUCCAUAUCUUUCUUAAAACACAAUUCCCAAAAUUAGAUCUGCUUCUCCACCAUGCCGAGUUGGGCAGAAGAAUGUCUUCAUGUGUCUCAAAGGCCUUUUGUGACCUUUGUGAGGAGAUCUCCUUGCCUGAAUUGGGUAAGGUGGGUGACCUCCCAUUGUUACAGGCAAUAACUAUUUCAGCCUGAGUUUAGGCUCCAUCACCAUGUAGGAUUGUACGCUUUUGUGGUGGGUUGUUGUUGGUUUGUUUUUUACUGAACUGUUUCCCCAGUCUCUCAAGAUCAGUCUAUCCCCAGACAUACUGGUUACCAGAACCUGCUUGGUAAUACCUGCAAAUUUAGCAAAUGUACUCAUUUAAAACCAUCCAUAAAGGACAUACAGAUGGUGGAUAAACUGUUGUAGAUCCCCCAAUAUUAACAGUGAAGCUCUAGGAGUUAAUAGGACAGUUAAUAACAUUUUCCACUACCGUACGGUAUAUGUCAUCUGGCCUAUGGCCCUACUUGUUUAUGAAAAUGUCAUGCAGGACAGGAUCAAAGGCUUCUCAAGGACCCCUUCUCUCACCCACAGGGCCCAUUAAGCUAUUAAUGAAGGAAAUUUAUCAGAUUAACAAGACCUGGCUUUGACAGAUUCAUAAUAACUCUUGCUCAUUUCCUACCAAUUACUUACAGAGUAGUUAUUUCAUGCAACUCUUUGCCAGGCAAAUAAAGUAAAGAUGACCAGCCAAAAACUCCGUGUUCUUCUUUUCCUUCCUUUGAAGAUACGAAUUAUUAUUACUGUUUUCCAGCAUCUCUUAUGGACUGUGUCUAUGCUCCAGAGGUUUCUCUCAGGAGGUUUAAGGCAAUCAGCCUUUGGGGAAGGAAUGAGAAGAGUCUUUUUUAAAGUGACUAUAGUAGGAAGUUCUAAAAUCAGUGCUUGCCUUUGGGAAGUUUAGUCUGCUAUAUGCUGCAAUGACACAUUGGGCUGAUCAGUAAUCAUUAAGAAAACCAGCCCCUGGCCUUGAGUGCUCACAGAGGAUCUUAUAAUAAGGUGCUCUCAUACUUCCAAAGGUAGUUUCAUUUAUUUAUGUGACCAUCAAGUUACAAAUAGGCCAUUCAGACCACCAGUACUGUUCUAAUACCAGGAUUGAAAAGCGUGUUAUUAUUUUUCAGCCUUUGUAACUCUGUUGUUCUGCUAUCCACAGCCUUCAGCUAAGAUAUUUUUAAAUGAGUAAAUUCAAAGUAAUAAAAUAUUGAUGAUCGAGCCUUUUUUUUUUUUAUUAUUAUGGUUUUAAAGGAACACUCUUCUGUGGCUAAAAGCUUGAAGUUAAAGAAUUCCAUGUUCAUUUUUUUUUAGAAUUUUCUAAUGUUUUCCUGAAAAUAAGAAACAGUACUUUGUUUGGUAAUUUUUUACGUUUCUACUUGCCCAUAGGUAUUAGUGGUCUACCUCUUAUAAAAAGGUGCUGGGAAAAAAAAUCAGGCUCUUUGCUGCCUGGGAAGAAAUACGUGACAGCAGGAAAACCAUAUUUGGUUCUUCUUUCUUCAUAAAGCAUAUUUGGUUCUUCUUUGAUUUCCCUUUUUCCUUUUUAGUAGCUUGAAAGAGUCACGGCAUAUCAGGAAGAUUCUGUGUUAAACUCAGAUGGCAGCUUAACAAACUGCACUUGCUUCAAAAGAGCUAACUCACCUGCCAUGAUUUCAUGAAGUGGUACAUCAUGAUGUGUAGCUUCACCCUUCCCUGCCAGCUCUUAGAAUGCAAGUUGGUAACUGUUUAUAAAAAAACCCCAAUAUCUCACCUCAGUAUGAAUUUUCCCCAAAGACUGGAUGGAUUUGAGGUGUGAACUACUCCAUGAAAUGGGGAUUCCCUAAAACUUCCAAGCAGCCACUGCUUUCCACCCUGACAAGUCACCCUAUCCAUCUGACCUGUUCCCUCCAGGCAAUGUUUUCUUUAUCAGC